Messenger RNA from Syngnathus acus (greater pipefish), 4318 nucleotides. It is a transcript of the gene abr, whose product is annotated as ABR activator of RhoGEF and GTPase. Lineage: Eukaryota; Metazoa; Chordata; Actinopteri; Syngnathiformes; Syngnathidae. The transcript is spliced from 23 exons. Gene Ontology annotation, biological process: positive regulation of GTPase activity; protein phosphorylation; intracellular signal transduction. The record is from RefSeq and is a predicted model, not a curated record. The coding region runs from base 1 to 3297 and encodes 1098 amino acids. Gene Ontology annotation, molecular function: protein serine/threonine kinase activity; guanyl-nucleotide exchange factor activity; GTPase activator activity. Gene Ontology annotation, cellular component: membrane.
AUGUGGGAGCAAGACGAAUUUGCUAAACAUUGGCGGAACGAAUUCCCGGACGGCGAAGUCCCACAAAUGAAUUUAAAUACGGUUGAUGACAUCGAGUCGCAGCUGGAGGCUUCGAAAGCCAACUUGAAGCGGCUCCAGAAGGCUCUUUCCGAGGAGAAAUUCAAGGUGAUCUACCUGCAGACCACCAUGGCGCGACAGAAGAACGACGCGGAAAGUUGUCACGGCAAAGACGUCAACUUUAACGCCGAUGCCUUCGUCACACCGAAGAACUUUAAGAUAUCUCAAACACGGAGCGAGGGAUGCGACGGGAAAAGAUCCAAAGUGUCUGAUGUGGGGAGUGGGACAUUCCAGUCGGGUAACGCGACGAGUAAUUCGUUCAGCCGGGAGCGGAGCAAAUUCAGCGGCAAGACUGGCAAGCCCGUCCCCAUCCCCGUCCCCCCUCGUAAACCGAGUAAUCCGAGACUGAACCCUCCCGGCGUCUCUCAAACGAAGAAUAAUGGUGACAACAGUGACAAAGAAUAUGAGGAUUUGGAGCUGAAUGAGAAUUUUGUCAGGAAUAACCUGUUAGUACCAAAGUCAGGGAGUAGAGACAAGCAGAAGCCGAGCAGCAUCCGUCUCCCGGACACUCUGCGGCCUUUCCGUCUGAGUCGAGACUUUGACUCCGGGGAUGACAGUCGGAUGUCGCCGCCUUUCCUGCACAUUGGACGUGGUUCAGGCUGCAGCACGCCAGACCGGAGGAGUGAUGGCUACCUCAGUUCAGAGCAUGACGACGACUCUUCUGCAGAUUUUAACUACAACACAGAUGGCUACGAAGGGGAUGGCGCAGAAGAUGGCAAGUCCCAAGAUGGCUCCGAGACACUGCCCUAUAUAGACGAAUCCCCCACCAUGUCUCCCCAGCUGUGCACACCUCAAGGACCAGACGGAGUAAUGGUCUCCCCCACACCACUUCUUCCUGGGGGAGACAUUGAGAAAGGACUAGAGAUGAAGAAACUGGUGCUGUCUGGUUUCUUGGCCAGUGAGGAGAUCUACAUUAACCAACUGGAGGCCUUGCUAUUGCCAAUGCGUCCCCUGAAAGCCACAGCCACCACCUCGCAGCCCGUCCUUACCAUCCAGCAGGUGGAGACCAUCUUCUACAAAAUCCAGGACAUCUUUGAAAUCCACAAGGAGUUCUACGACGCGCUCUUGCCCAACAUCCGACAGUGGGAUGAGAAGGUCACUGUAGGCCAUCUGUUCCAGAAACUGGCCAGCCAACUAGGAGUGUACAAAGCCUUUGUGGACAAUUAUAAGGUGGCACUGGAGACGGCAGAGAAAUGUAGCCAGGCCAACAGUCAGUUCCAGAAAAUAUCUGAGAAUCUGAAAGUAAAAGGUCCUAAAGACUCAAAAGAUUGUACUUCAACAGUCACAAUGGAAGCUCUUCUUUAUAAACCCAUUGACCGUGUGACAAGGAGCACCUUAGUUCUUCAUGACUUGCUGAAACACACCCCAAAGGACCAUCCAGAUUUCCCUCUCCUGCAGGACGCUUUGCGGAUAUCUCAGAAUUUCCUCUCCUCCAUCAACGAGGAGCUUGACCCCCGCAGGACCGCUGUCACCACACCCAAAGGAGAGGCUCGUCAGCUGGUGAAGGAUGGCUUCCUUGUGGAGAUGUCAGAAAGCUCCAGGAAGCUACGACAUGUCUUUCUCUUCACUGACCUGCUGCUUUGUGCCAAAAUGAAGAAGACCUCUGUUGGUCGUCACCAGCAAUAUGAGUGCAAGUGGUACAUCCCUCUUGCAGACUUGACUUUCCAGACUCUGGAUGAGUCUGACUCUUGCCAUAGUAUCCAAGUUCUCCCGGAGGAUGAGAUUGAAGAAAUGAAGAUGAAGAUCUCACUCUUGAAGAAUGAGAUACAAAAAGAGAAGAAAGCACCAAAGGGUCAGAACCGCGUGGAGCGUCUAAGGAAGAAGAUGAACGAACAGGAAUCUUGGCUGCUGCUUCACUCCCCCACAAUCCCGUUCCGCCUCCACAACAAGCAUGGCAAGAGCUACCUGUUCCUGCUCUCCUCAGACUAUGAGAGGUCAGAAUGGCGGGAAAGCAUUCAGAAGCUCCAGAAGAAAGACCUUCAGGCGUGUGUAUUAAGUUCAGUAGAGUUGCAGGUCCUGACUAGCUCCUGUUUCAAACUCCGAACCGUCCACAACAUUCCCGUCACCAGUAAUAAAGACGAUGAAGAAACUCCAGGCCUGUACGGCUUUCUUCAUGUGAUUGUUCACUCUGCCAAAGGAUUCAAGGAGUCAGCCAAUCUGUACUGCACCCUCGAAGUGGACUCUUUUGGAUACUUUGUGAGCAAAGCUAAGACCAGAGUCUUCCGAGACACCGCUGAACCUCAAUGGAAUGAAGAGUUUGAGAUCGAGUUGGAGGGAUCCCAGUUCUUACGAAUCCUGUGCUAUGAGAAGUGUUACGAUAAAAGCAUGCUCAACAAGGAAGACAACGAGAUAGUGGACAAGAUCAUGGGCAAAGGGCAAGUUCAGCUGGAUCCUCAAACGGUGCAGUCCAAGAACUGGCACAUGGACGUCAUCGAGAUGAACGGGAUAAAGGUGGAAUUCUCUAUGAAGUUUACAAGCAGGGACCUGAGUUUGAAGCGGACGCCAUCCAAAAAACAGAGUGGUGUGUUUGGAGUCAAAAUCAAUGUGGUAACAAAGCGCGAGCGCUCCAAAGUGCCUUACAUUGUCCGCCAGUGCAUUGAGGAAGUGGAGAAGAGGGGAAUCGACGAGGUGGGAAUCUACAGGAUCUCAGGGGUGGCCACUGAUAUCCAGAACCUCAAAACAGCAUUUGAUACCAAUACCAAAGACAUCUUGGUGAUGCUGAGCGACAUGGACAUCAACGCCAUCGCCGGAACCCUCAAGCUGUACUUCAGGGAGCUGCCGGAACCUUUGCUCACCGACCGCCUGUACCCGGCCUUCAUGGAGGGAAUAUCGCUCUCCGACCCUGCGGCAAAGGAGAACUGCAUGAUGCACCUCCUACGCUCGUUGCCCGACCCCAACCUCAUGACCUUCCUCACUCUGCUGGAGCACCUCAAGCGGGUGGCAGAGAAGGAACCCAUCAACAAGAUGUCCCUCCAUAACCUGGCUACAGUAUUUGGCCCCACUCUGCUCAGACCUUCCGAGUCGGAGAGCAGCAAGGGACAGACUAUUACCUCGGCCUCUGACAUCUGGUCACAUGACGUCAUGGCACAGGUGCAAGUGCUGCUCUACUACCUGCAGCAUCCUCCCAUCUCCUUUGCUGAGCUUAAGCGAAACACGCUCUACUUCUCCACCGACGUUUAAGCCCAUCUCACCCGCGUCGGGGUGACAAACGAAGAGUGAGAGACUGCUGACGACUUCCGGUCCUCUUACCUCGCCUCUCCUGCAAGCGCGCAUCUCCUCUUGACUGUACAGCACUCCCCCCCUCCAAUCUUAUUCCGAGUCCCUCCGCCCUGCAUAGGAAGGUGGUGACUUUUUUUGUGGUUUUCAUAUAAAGUUACGUUUGAAAUAAGAGGAGAGUCGAACGCAUUCGGAUGAGAAAGCGUUCGGAAGCCGCCCUGGUUCAGUUUUUGCGGGAGAGGAGGGAUUUUGGAGGCCACAGCCUGGCGCCGUGGCACCGGAUCAAGCCCGGGGACGCGGCGUCGAGCCUUGUCCCCUGUUUAGAGGCAUUCCACAACUGCAUUUAUGUUUUAUAAUAUUUCUGUUGUUUCCUUUUUCUGUCUUUCUGGCUUUGCGCACGUGGAGGAGAAGUUGUGUUUCUGUGAAUAUGUGUGUGUGUGUGUGGGGGGGGGGGAAUGAAUGGCUGGCAAAGAGUGUCUAUUUCUUAAGAAGACAUUCUCUCCCCACUGAUUCUUGGCCAGAUUAGCCCUAUUUAUUUUAAAUAUCUAUAUAUAUAUAUAUGUGCCUGUACAGUUGUGUGCAACUAGAGAGAUGCUCUAAGGAGUUUUGUUUUUUGAAGUCUAUUCAGGUUGUGAUGUUAUUUUGUAGUCACAUUUGCUCACUUACCAUAUUCAUGGUAAGUUGUACGGAAACGUUCACCACAGAAUUUGUUACCCGCCACUUUGUCGAGAAAAAAGGUUAGUUGGGACUCAAUAGGGAGGUAAAACACAAAAACUGAUUUUCUUUUUUUCUUUCUUCGUGUUGCAUUGCAAGCCUGUUUCAAGCAUCUCACUGCACCGAUUGUGUAGUUGCCCUCAUUGCAUGUUCAGAUGGUGAUUGAAAUGAGGCAAAGUAACGCAAAGAGACCUUUUCUGCUUUGUACAAAGCCAAUCUUUCAUGCUGUCAGGUCUGCAACAUAUUGAAGAAAUACUGCAAAAAAAAAAAA